AUGCAAGAACUUAAUUUAGAGAACAUUAAUAUUAAAAAGGUUGAAGAAAGCAAAAAUGAAGGAAAUAAAUUAUUUAAAAAUAAAAAAUAUAAGGAAGCAUUAGAUAUUUAUCUUGAUAUUAUUUCAUUUAUUUGUUGUAAAUUGUGUGAUUCAUCAAAAGUUAGAGAAGUUGUAAAUUAUUUUCAAAAAAAUUGCGUUAAAGAAACAAAUAACUUAAAAGAAGAAAAUGAAAGCAAAAAUAGUUGUGUUACUGAUUUGCAUAUUAUUAAAAAUAAUUUUGUAAAAGUAUGUCAUAAUAUAUCCUUGUGCUAUUAUUUUCUAGAAAAUUAUGAAAAGUCUACUGAAUAUUGUUUAUAUAUAAAUGAAAUAGAAAAAAAUCAUUUCAAAAGUUAUCACACAUUAGGCAUGUGUUUUGAAAAAUUAAAAGAUUACAAAAAAAGUUUAAAUUAUUAUGAAAGAUGCAAAGUUGUACUUUUAAAAGAAAAUUUAAAUGAAAAUAAUAAAAAAGAAUUAGAAAAAAUUAAUGAAAAGCUAAAAUCCAUACUAAAUCUAAUGGACAAAGAGAAAUACUCUGAAACUACAACUAUAGAUAACAUUAAAAAAAUAAUUUUAGAUGAAAACAGUAAAGAAGAAGAAAAAAUAAAAAUGCUGCACUGUAUUUAUAAUAAAAAGUUUUACAUUCUUCUAAAGGAAAAUGUAUUUAAAUUUUUAUUUGAUGUUAUAAAUAAAAGUGAUAGUAUCCAAAUAGAGAAAAUGUGUUUGUAUGCUAUAUAUAAAAUAAUUUCAAAAAUGGAAAUGGAAAGUAUAAAGAUAGAAAAAAAUAAAGAUGAAAAUUAUAAAAACAGAAAAAUAUGUAUUAACAAAUUAGAUGAUUUAAAAUUUCAAUUUUAUUAUGACAUUGAUUUUAUAAAAAUACUAAUAUCCUUCAAUGAGUCAUUUGAUGAAAAUUGGAUAAAUAAUUAUAUAAAAAAUAAAACCAAAAAAUUAGAAAGUUUAAAAUUUUCAAAGGAUGAAUUUAUUUAUAAAUCUACAAUAGAUACCUUAGUGCACAUAAUAAAUAUAAUAAAAUAUAUUUAUGUGAUAAAUAAUGAAAACAUUCUAAAAAUAAUUAAUUUAUAUUAUUUAAAUAGUGAUAACUAUGAAAUGUUGAAUAAUGGGAUAAAUGCAGUAAUAUUCUUAUGCAAGAAAAAGAAAAAUUUAACGCUAAAUUCUGAUAAAAAAAAAAAGACAAUUUUUUUAGAAAAAUUAGAAAAAAGCAGUGUAGAUAUAAAAAAUUCCAUAGUUGAAUUUCAUUUCUGUGAUUCAUAUAAAUAUCCUGUUUGUGUUAAUACAGAAAUAAAAAAAAUAAUUCAAAAUGCUAUUGGGUUGUAUGAUAACUUUUCUAAUGAUGUUGAAUACUGUUUAAUAUUGCUACUAACUUUGCUUAAUGACAAAAACAGGCCUAAUGAAAAAGAUACUGAAAUGAAUGAUUUGAUAUAUGAAAGUAUUGAUUUAUAUUUUGACAUAAAAGAAAUAUCAAUUGAAUGGUUCGUAUGUGUUAAAUGCCUUUUCUUGGUAGAUAAAGAUAUUGUAUUAAAUUAUUUAAUAGGAAAAACAGAAUAUAUGUUUCAGAUUCUAAAUUUUAUUAAUAAUUCAAUAGGAAGAAAACCCAAAGGCCAUUUAUCUCUUUAUAUAGAUGUCUUAUUACUAUUAUUAAAUAUAUCAGAAUUACGAUUUAUGUUAAAUAAUUAUAUAGAUUUAUAUAUAAAUAUUCUUAAAACAUUAAAUUAUGAUGAAAAUUUUUUAAAAUUACUAGUUGGCUCUUUUAAAUUAUACAUGCACAAUAAAGAUUUCAAAGAAGAAAUAAUAAAAAAUAUAGAUUUAUUUUUUUAUUCUAAGGAAAUGUUAAAAAAAUUUCUCUUAAUCUACGAUAAAGAAAUUAUGGACAAUUAUGCAAAUCCUAGUGGGGUUAUUGAAAAUAAUUAUUUAUCUAAAGAUAAAAGAGAAUGUGUAGAUUUAACAAGAAUAAGUGAAAGUUUAGAUGAACAUAAUAAUUUAGUUUGUCUUGAAAAAAAUAUAGAAAAAGAUUCUUUAACAAAAAGAAAAAAUUUAGACAAAAAUAGUGUAAUAAAAAAUGAUGAAAAUAUAAAAAGUAAAAAAAAUUGUGAGCUUGUAUGUAAAAAUAAAAAAAAUGAUAAUACAGGAUACGAAAGAAUGCUAAAAGAUAUAAUAGAAAUGUUAUUUUAUUUAAGUUUACACAUUGAAUUUAAAAAACAGCUAUUAGAAGAAAAAAAUAAUUAUAUUUUAUUUGUUUUAAUAAGAAUAGGAGAACAUAUUAAUAAAAAGAAAUUAGAUAAUACAUAUAAAUAUAUAUAUUGUAACACAAUAAAUAAUUUAAUUUUAACAAGAGCAGAUGAAAAAAUGAGAAGAAGAGAAAUUAAUAAAGCUAAUUUAUCCAAUUUUGAUAAUGAACAAAUAGAAGCAUUAGAACAAUUCUAUGAUAAGUUGCCAAAUACAGCGAAACCAAAAAUUGAUCCAUUAUAUGAUUAUGGAGAUAGUGAUACAAGUAAUAAAUUAAUUUCUUUAUUAUUAUAUAAUGAGAAAUAUCAAAACAAUAUUAAUGAAAAAAGUUGUUCAGAUUUACCAAAAAUUACAUAUAAAAAUGGAACAAUUAUUAAUACUAUUUAUAAUUUUAUUAAUAGCAACUUUUUUACAACAAAUAUUGCUGAAUCAGUUUGUGAUAUCAUUUCAAAAUUCGUAAGAGAUACAAAUAAUAUUGGUAUAGUACUUGUUAAUAAUGGCUUGAAGGCAUUAUUAUUAGCUUCCAAGCAUAUUAAUAAUAAAAAAAGUUGUAUAUAUGCAUUAAGUGAAAUAUUUAUAUAUACAAAUCCCAAAUUAAUUCAUUUUUAUGAAGCAUAUGAUUCUUUGCCUUUAUUGAUUGAUCAAAUGCAUCAAGAAGAAGAAUUUUUAGUAUUUAAAACUUUAAUGGCUAUAACUAAUAUAUUAACUAUUGAUGAGAAUAUAGCUGUAAAAGCUAUACAAUUAAAUUUAUGGAAUAAAUGUUUUGAUAUUUUAUCAUCAGAGAAUGACUGCUUAAGAUCGGCUAGCUUAGAAUGUAUAUGUAAUUUGUGUGCGCAAUCUUAUGUUCAUCAGUAUAUUUAUGAUAAGUAUCAAAAACUUGUUAAAGGAAAUGAAGAAUGUCAAGAAAUAAAUUUUGUUGACAUUCAAAUAAUUUAUUCUUUUACUUUAGAAUUUGAAAAUUACAAAGCUGUGUUCGCUGCGACAGGAGCUUUAGGUAUGCUAUCAUCCGAUUUACGUUUACCAUUUUAUUUAAUUAAAACAAAAGGUUUCAAUCAUAUUUUUUCUUCUUUUCAAAAAACAAAUGAUCAGAAUAUUCUUUUACGUAUAUUAACAUUUUUUAAUAAUAUAAUAUUAAGUGAAAACAUCCCUGAUGAUACAAUAAGAAAAGUAAGAGAAUAUGUUAAUAAAAAAGAAGGUUUAAACGAAGAAAAUAUGCAAAUUUCCAAUUUAAUUCUUCAAUAA
Plasmodium gallinaceum is the source of this 3522-nucleotide messenger RNA. Its product is annotated as tetratricopeptide repeat family protein, putative. Lineage: Eukaryota; Apicomplexa; Aconoidasida; Haemosporida; Plasmodiidae. Gene Ontology annotation, molecular function: protein binding. The coding region runs from base 1 to 3522 and encodes 1173 amino acids. The record is from RefSeq and is a predicted model, not a curated record. The transcript has a single exon.